Colletotrichum godetiae is the source of this 4499-nucleotide messenger RNA. RefSeq names its product ABC-2 type transporter. Gene Ontology annotation, biological process: transmembrane transport. The coding region runs from base 1 to 4302 and encodes 1433 amino acids. The record is from RefSeq and is a predicted model, not a curated record. Gene Ontology annotation, cellular component: membrane. Gene Ontology annotation, molecular function: ATP binding; ATP hydrolysis activity; ABC-type transporter activity. NCBI's taxonomy places the organism in Eukaryota, Fungi, Ascomycota, Sordariomycetes, Glomerellales, Glomerellaceae. The transcript has 6 exons.
AUGAACGACGAGGUUCUGCAGCUUGCUCGCAUAUACACGACGCAAUCGAACGCCGCCCCUGGUUCUCUCUUUCCAGUCCCCGCCGAAGGCCCUUUGAACCCGAGCAGUCCCGACUUCAACGCAAGAAAGUGGGCAAAGGCGUUUUACAACAUCCGUACCGACACCUCGGAGGGAAAUCCACCAAAGACAACCGGAAUCGCCUUCAAGAACCUCAAUGUCUUUGGCUAUGGCACAUCCACCGACUACCAGAAGAGCGUUGGCAAUGUCUUCCUCGAGGCGGCGAGCUUGGUGAAGAAGCUCACAGGUGCAAAAGAGCAACGCAUUGAUAUCCUUCACGACCUUGAGGGCGUCGUCCAUAGCGGCGAGAUGCUUGCCGUCCUUGGCCCUCCCGGGUCUGGCUGCUCAACCCUGCUAAAGACGAUCGCCGGUGACACGCACGGAUUCUACAUCAGUGACGACGCGACCAUCAACUACCAGGGCAUCCAGCCCAAGGACAUGCGCACUGCUUUCAGGGGCGAGGCCAUCUACACCGCCGAGGUCGACGAGCAUUUUGCCCACUUGACGGUUGGAGACACCUUGUACUUUGCAGCCCGUGCCAGAUGCCCAAAGAACAUUCCCGAGGGCAUAUCCAGACGGGAGUACGCCGAGCAUCUCCGCGAUGUGACCAUGGCCAUGUUUGGCAUCUCGCAUACGAAGAACACCCGGGUCGGAGACGACUUCGUUCGUGGAGUCUCGGGAGGAGAGCGGAAGCGAGUCACCAUCGCGGAGGCUGCCCUGAGUUACUCGCCAUUGCAGUGCUGGGAUAACAGUACGAGAGGUCUUGACAGCGCCAACGCCCUCGAGUUCUGCCGCACUUUGAGAACGCAAGCGGAUACUAUGGGCUGCACUUCGUGCGUUGCCAUCUACCAAGCUUCCCAAGAUGCCUACGAUGUCUUUGACAAGGUCGUCGUCCUAUAUGAAGGCCGCCAAAUAUACUUCGGCAAGACCACCGAAGCCCAAGCUUACUUCGAGGGCUUGGGCUUCAUCUGCCCAGAGCAACAAACAACAGCCGACUUCCUCACCUCAAUGACCAGCCACCAGGAGCGCGUCAUCCGCCCCGGCUGGGAGGGCAAGACACCGCGCAGCCCCGACGACUUUGCCCGCGCCUGGAAAGCGAGCCAGCAACGCGCCCGCCUCCUCGAGGACGUCGAAGACUACAUCCAGCGCCACCCCUUUGGCGGCGAGCACUACCAAAAGUUCCUCGCAUCCCGUCGAAUCGACCAGUCCAAGUCCCAGCGUCAGAGCUCGCCGUUCACGCUCUCGUACAUGGAGCAGAUGCGCCUCACGCUCUGGCGGAGCUGGGUGAUGCUCAAGGGCGACCCCAGCAUCACGCUGACGAUGCUCAUCACCAACAUCUUUGAGGGCUUGAUUAUUAGCAGUCUCUUCUACAACCUGCCUACCAAUACGUCCAGCUUCUUCCGCCGCGGUAUCCUGCUCUUCUUCACAGUCAUCAUCAAUGCCUUUGGCAGCAUCCUCGAAAUCAUGACGUUAUACGCCAAGCGUAAGAUUGUCGAGAAACACGCCCGCUACGCCUUGUAUCACCCCAGUGCAGAAGCUCUCUCGGCCAUGGUUGUCGAUUUGCCCUACAAGAUUGUCAAUGCCAUCCUGAUGAAUACCAUUUUGUACUUCAUGGGCAAUCUCCGCCGCGAGCCGGGCGCCUUCUUCUUCUUCCUGCUCAUCUCCUUCUCGAUGACGUUAACAAUGUCGAUGAUGUUCCGUCUCAUCGGGUCCGUCACGAAGUCAGUCGCCCAAGCUCUGGCUCCGGCAUCAAUCAUCCUGCUCCUCAUCGCUCUGUACACUGGCUUCGCUAUUCCGCCUCAGUAUAUGCAGGAUUGGCUGGGUUGGGUCAGGUGGCUGAACCCGGUCUACUACGGUCUCGAGAGCGUCAUGCUCAACAAGUUCAUUGGCCGCGACUUCCGUUGCUCAACCUUCGUGCCCAUGGGCCCUGGCUACGACUCCGUCGCCGCCAACGAAAGGGUCUGUUCUUCAGCAGGCUCCGUCCCGGGCCAGGACUUUGUCAGCGGCACGGCCUACCUCAGCACCUCAUAUGGCUUUGAGAACUCCCACCGGUGGAGGAAUUUUGGUGUUUUGAUUGCCUACAUGAUUCUCUUCAUGGGUCUGCACCUGUUCGCUACCGAAUACAUCGCCUCUGAGCGCUCCAAGGGCGAGGUCUUGGUCUUCAGCCGCAAGGCCAUGAGUAAGCGCCGCAAGCAAGGCGCCGUCGAUGUUGAGACUGGUGCCCCCCCCGCCGCCGGUGCGCAGCAUAGAAGCGAGGAUGAUUCUGAGGGAGUCGCGGGUAUGGAGAAACAGACUUCGGUUUUCCAUUGGAAGGAUGUCUGCUAUGAUAUCAAGAUCAAGGGCGAGCCUCGACGGAUUCUGGACCACGUAGACGGCUGGGUUAAGCCUGGAACUCUGACUGCACUUAUGGGCGUUUCUGGAGCUGGCAAGACCACCUUGCUCGACGUCCUCGCGACCCGCGUAACAAUGGGCGUUAUCUCCGGUGACAUGCUAGUCAACGGCCAACCACGCGACGACUCCUUCCAGCGGAAAACGGGCUAUGUCCAACAGCAAGAUCUCCACCUCCAUACCUCCACCGUCCGCGAAGCCCUCAACUUCAGCGCCAUCCUCCGCCAGCCAGCCAACUACACCCGCAAGGAAAAGCUCGAGUACGUCGAUACCGUCAUUGGCCUCCUCGGCAUGGAAGAAUACUCCGACGCCGUCAUCGGCGUGCCCGGCGAAGGCCUCAACGUCGAGCAAAGAAAGCGUCUCACCAUUGGCGUCGAACUCGCCGCUCGCCCGCAGCUCCUCUUGUUCCUCGACGAGCCCACUUCCGGUCUCGACAGCCAGACCUCGUGGUCAAUUUGCAACCUAAUGGAGAAGCUUACCAAGAGCGGCCAGGCCAUCUUGUGCACCAUCCACCAGCCCUCGGCGAUGCUCUUCCAGCGCUUCGACAGGCUGCUUCUGCUCGCCAGUGGCGGCCGUACCGUUUACUUUGGAGAGAUUGGCAAGAAUUCGCAGACAUUGGUUGAUUACUUUGUCCGCAACGGUGGGCCAGAAUGUCCGCCUGGCGCGAAUCCCGCAGAGUACAUGCUUGAGGUAAUCGGUGCCGCACCCGGUGCUCAUACCGACAUCGACUGGCCCGCCGUCUGGCGCCAAACACCCGAGUACCAGUCUGUUCAGGAUGAGUUGGCCAGGUUGUGCUCGGGUGGUCCUGCGCGACCUGCCUUGGCUGAUGGUCAAGAUCACUCUACUUACAAGGAGUUUGCCGCCGGCUUCAGUACGCAGUUCAUGGAGGUCACGAAGCGCGUUUUUCAGCAAUACUGGAGAAGCCCUGCUUAUAUCUACUCAAAGGGAGUCCUGUCCUUUGGUGCUGCUCUGUUCAUCGGUCUUUCAUUUCUGAACGCUGAAAACACGCAACGUGGCUUGCAAAACCAAAUGUUUGGCGUCUUCAUCUUCCUCACGGUAUUCAGCCAAGUCGUUGAGCAAAUUCUGCCAAUCUUUGUAUCUCAGCGGACCAUGUACGAGGCGCGUGAGAGGCCCUCAAAGGCAUACUCGUGGAAGGCCUUCAUGUUCGCGAACAUCCUGGUGGAGAUGGCCUGGAACUCGGUUGCCUCCGUCUUCUGCUUUGUGUGCUGGUACUUCCCCAUCGGCCUCUACCGCAACGCCUACGCCACCGACGCCGUCGAUUCCCGCGGCAUCACCAUGUUCCUCCAAGUUUGGGUGUUCUUCAUCUUCACCGGAUCUUUUGCCCACAUGAUGAUUGCAGGCCUGCCAAACGCCGAGGUAGCUGGCGGAAUCGUCAACCUCUUUGCGAUCAUGAUGUUUGCUUUCUGCGGAAUUCUCGCCGGACCAAAUGACCUCCCAGGUUUUUGGAUCUUCAUGUACCGCGUCAACCCCUUCACCUACGUGGUAGAAGGCUUCCUGGGCACAUCCCUCGCCAACGCCGCGGUGCACUGCGCCUCCAACGAGUUCGUCUCCUUUGCGGCGCCGAGUGGGCAGACGUGCGGGCAGUACAUGUCCGACUACAUCUCCGCUGCCGGCGGCUACCUCUCAAACCCGGAUGCCGUCAACGGGACCGAGGAGUGCCAGUACUGCGCCAUGUCGGAUACCAACACCUUUUUGAAGGGGAUCAAUGUCGACUUUGACCACCGAUGGAGGAACUUUGGGCUGAUGUGGGCGUACUGCAUCUUCAACAUUGUCGUGGCUGCGCUUGUGUACUGGCUGGUGCGCAUGCCUAAGAACAAGAAGGUCAAGAAGGAGUAGUUGAGAUGUGACGAGUAUCUCCUUUGUGGUAGACAUAUGGACGGGAUGUACUUUUCCAGGGUUUUAGAAGAGGAUGGGAGGAACGUUGUUAGAUGCAGGGUUGGCACUAGAUGCAUUGUUUUCUUGCUGCGCUUUGCAGAGCAUUCCAGAUUGCUACCGACUUAAUCGCAAUAUUUAAUAGACAUAGAAUCUGCUUC